Molecule: messenger RNA, 3193 nt
Organism: Oryza sativa Japonica Group (Japanese rice)
Lineage: Eukaryota; Viridiplantae; Streptophyta; Magnoliopsida; Poales; Poaceae
Source: RefSeq, a predicted model, not a curated record
GGAAAAAAAGAAGUAAGAAAAGUCUUCGUUGUGUGGGCCUCCGGAUUGGCGGCCCAAGUGGCCCAGUGUCCACUCUACUCGUGUCGGAUUAGCAAAAACUGACACAUCAAUUUACAGCCGUAAUGAUGAAUAGACGCCAGUUAACUGCCUGGCAACCGCUCAUCAGGGGACAAAUCCUCAUUCAUCACACCAUAAAUCACUAUUUAACCAUCUACUGCAUCUCAUUAUCGCAUUCGCUCAAUCCUAGUUCCAAGUCACAACUCAUUUCUGUUUCCACUUUCCAAACGCCGCCAGUUGCUCCGCCGAGGCAAGCGCCCAGAGCACGAACCGGCGAUGAUGCCGCUGAAGAAGAAGAUGGAUCCAUCGGCGUCGAAUUCGAUCUCCGCACCUCCCUCUGAAGAAAUGGGAGAGCCAGAGAAAAUGGAUGAGAUGGAGCAAGUUUCGUCUGAUCUAAAGUCGUUGAAGACGCUAUAUGGGCUGCUUCACAGGGGUCCGACGGAUGAAACUUUGGAUGAAACAUCAAGAGCCUUCAUGACGAAGAUGUUAGAUGACAUUACUCGUCAGACACUCCUCAGGCAGGCAAAGAUGCUGUCUCCUGUGCUGGAGAGGAAGCUAUCUAUCCAGUCCGAUCAUCGCCGGACGCGCGACGACGCCGUGCCGGUGCCGGUGCCGGUGCCGGUCGUGAAGCCGAUAGCCUCGUUCAGCCCCAGCCUCCAUGCCAGUGAGAAAUCAAGCCGGCUGAGGACGCAAGGCGCGACGAGAAGGCGAGACGGUCGCCAUGGCCAGGACAACUACCGUCUCCUUGCUCGCGUCGCCUCGAACCGCUCGGCAAGAACCACAGUGCCGCCGCCGGCGCCGCGCCACCGUCAGAGUCCGGAGCGACGCCUUGACCGCCUCGCCUCGCGCCGUUCGUCCAGAGCCGUGACGCCGCGGCGCGGCACGGUGGACGGUGGGAAUCCGCUCUCCGACAUGAGGUGUCCGCGCCGUGGCGACGACUCGUCGAUGGAGCGCGGCGGCGGCAGCAGCAGCAGCAGCCGCUCCCUCUCCCGCGAACCGUCGUCAGCUGUGCAGGAGCGGGGACGGGGGCUGCAUCGCGGCGCCUCGCCGGCGGCGGCACCGCGCGUGGGAGCGGAGGGCGGCUCCUCGACGCGCCGUCUCGGGAGGCUGGACUCCGGAUUGUCCGUAAACUUGGUGCCGCCGCCACUGGCGCGGCGACAUGGCUCUCAGCGAGGCGGACGCGGCGCGGCAACAACGACGAAGCUGUCCUCGUCGACGGACGUGGCUGCCACGAUACGCAGCAGCAUCAGGCCGAGCUCCCGAGAAUUCAUGGAGCGCUCCCCGCGUCGAGCUGGUGAAGCUGAAAACGAUAGGAAGGAAGGUGCCGAUGCUGCCAGCGUCAGCAAGGGCCGGCCAAGCCGUGGCGAACUCUCAUCGAUGGAGCGCGGAAGCAGCAGUGGCCGAUCACUCUCCCGCGAACCGUCGUCAGCUGUGCAGGAGCGUGGACGGGGGCUGCAUCGCGGCGCCUCGCCGCCGGCCGCAGUGCGCGUGGGAGCGGAGGGCUCCUCGACGCGCCGCCUCGAGAGGCUGGACUCCGGGUUGUCUGCGAGCAUGGUGUCGCGCCGUGGCACUCCGCGAGCCGGACGCGGCGCGUCAACGCCGAAGCUAUCCUCGUCGACCGACGCGGCUGCCAUGACACGCAGCCGCAUCAGGCCGAACCGUGACCUCACGGAGCGCUCGCUACGCCGAGCUGGUGAAGCUGAUGAAGACGAGAGCCUGCGGCGGUGCCGGGGGAAGGGGAAGGGGAAGGAGAAGGGCGAUGAUGAUGCUGCCAGCGUCAGCAUGGGCCGGCCAAGCCGGCCGCCGCGGCGAGCUCUGAACCGGAUCAACUCCAGUAGCACGUACAGUAGCAGCAGCUGCCCACCAGAGCCGACUUCGAGCACUUCAGGUUCCACUUCGUCGUGGGUGCCACCGCGAGACAAUGCAUCGUCGUGGGCGCCACCGCCACCGCGAGGCAAUCCGCCGUCUUGGGUGCCACUGCCACCGCCACCGGGGGGCAAUGCGCCGUCGUGGGUGCCACCGCCACCGCAACCGCGGGGCAUUGCGCCGCCGGAGUACGGGUUUCAAGUGUCAGGCGCGUCGAGGGUCAGUCGCCACCUUCGCCGGCAGGAGCGCCUGGAGAGGAGAGUGGAGCGGAUGAGGAGGUUCAAGGAGAAGCUCGGCACGGUGUUCCACCACCACCACUUCGGUCCCUCGGGCAGCAACGAGGGGGCGCCCCCGCUGUUCAGCCGUGACGUCCACGACAACGGUUAUCACCGCCCGUCGCCGUGGAAGGUUCUCGGCGGUGUCCUCCACCGCACGACACGCCGUGGGGAGAAGAACAACGAGGGGGCGCCCCCGCUGUUCAGCCGUGACGUCCACGGCAACGGACAUCACCGCCCGUCGCCGUGGAAGGCUCUCGGCGGUGUCCUCCAUCGUGCGACACGCCGUGGGGAGAAGAAGACCAGGAGCGUGCCGGCAGAUCAUCGUGGCGGCGUCGGCGGCGGCGGUGGCGUCGGGCACGCGCUGUUACACAUGUGGAACAAACGGCGGGCGAUGGCGAAGCAACGUGGCGGCGUCGGGCGCGCGCUGUUCCAAAUGUGGGGCAAGCGGCGGGCGGCGGCGAAGCAGCGUGGCGGCGGCGUCAGGCGCGCGCUUUUCCAAAUGUGGGUCCAACGGCGGGCGACGACGGCGAAGCGGCGUGGUGGCGGCGGCGUCGCGCACGCGCUGUUCCACAUGUGGGGGAAACGGCGGGCUACCGCAAGCGCUGGGAUGUGCGGUACGGGAAGCCGGUGGAAGGCCAAGAAGUUGCACUGGUGGCAGCGGGUGAGGCCGCGGCACCGUUCUGGACAUGGAAAGGCAUUUCGGUAACUGGUAGCAGCUUAUCUGUGUCUCUAUUACUACUAGUAGCUUCUUUGUGUGGAGAUGUGGCUAUACUAUUUUGAAACAAAUUUUGAAUUGUAGAAGUUGCUAUAAUUUAAGACGAAUGGAGUAGCUUAUUUGUAAUUUGUUUCACAGCUUAUUGCUCUAAGUAACAAUGCAUUAUCUUUUCAUUAGAAGCAAAUAUUCCUCUCUCAAUAGAGGGUGCAAAGUUAGUCCAUUCUCAUCGUGUGGAACCUAAAAGAAAUUCAUUAUCAUCACUAGACGAAGGGGUACA